Molecule: messenger RNA, 1023 nt
Organism: Acytostelium subglobosum LB1
Lineage: Eukaryota; Evosea; Eumycetozoa; Acytosteliales; Acytosteliaceae
Exons: 4
Molecular function (GO): transferase activity, transferring phosphorus-containing groups
Source: RefSeq, a predicted model, not a curated record
UUGGAAGUUGAGAGUGAGGAAGAAGAUGAUAUUCUAAGUAUCAAUGUUAGAGAAAAGGUAUCAAAGAAGGUCAGUCUAAACUGUGAAUACAUUGAUAUAGUAUACACUUGGGUAAAUGGUUCAGAUCCUGAGUGGAGCAAACAGAGACAGAUUGCUGAAAAGAAAUAUGGAAUACCUUACCAAGGACCAUGGAGAUAUAGAGAUGUGAUGGGAUUGAGAUAUUCAAUGAGGAGUGUUAGGAAACAUCUACCAUGGGUCAGACAUAUAUUCGUUGUAUCCGCUGGACAGUAUCCAUCGUGGUACAAUCAAACAACUUUGUUUGAGGAAACUGGUGUAUCAUUCAUAUUCCAUGAUGAACUAUUUGUUAAUAAGAGUCAUUUACCAACAUUCCAAUCAUCAGCUAUUGAGUCCAACUUUUACAACCUUCCAGAGAGGGUAUCAGAUUGCUUCAUCUACAUGAAUGAUGAUAUAUUCUAUGGCAAUGAUGUACCAAUGGAUGAUUUAUACUCACCUGUUAAAGGACAACCAUUGUAUUAUACUGGAUGGCUGGCACCAGUUGACAUUGAGACUCAGAAGAAGAAUCCAUUCCAUGCUUGCCAUGCAUUCACCAAUGACCUGAUGAAUUCAAUAUGGGGCGUUGCAAGAAGGAAGUACUUCUCUCAUGGUCCAUCAUUGAUGAACAAGAGGAUGAUGAAGUUGAUCCAUGAUACCUUCCCAGCUGCUUUGAACAAUGACAGUAGUAUGCCAUUCAGACACAAUCAGAUGGUGUCAUGUCACUUCACCUACAUACACUUUGCCAAUAGAUUCGUUGUGUCCUACACUGGCGAUGAGAAGUUGAACUACUACGGAGAGAUCCGAGACUAUGUCGGUCACAUGGAGAAGUUAACGGCAGACAUCAUGGCUAAGCGUCCAAAGUUUGUUUGUCUCAACGAUGGACUGCCGCAACGAUUCAAUCAAUCGGCGGUCGACACUCUUGAGGUCAUGUUCGAGACGUUGUUCCCAGAGAAAGGAAGUUGGGAGUUA